AUGAUUGAUAAGGAUACCUACAUCGCCUACACGCGAUCUGGUAGAGCUGUGGCCCAGAAGAUAGUUAGCAAGGGUGUGUCAAAGGAGGCUUUAUUUGCUUUAAAGGCUUGGUGUCUCCCGCCGGGUCCGGGUGACUCCUCUGGAAAGAUCCUUAUUACAUUUAUAGGCGAGUUGGAGCCCGCUGCCUGCUGCCGCUCGUCUUAUGCUCUUGUGCUCAUCUUCUUAUUUACGCGUGAAUUAGAAAAUUACCACAGAUUAAGACACCUUAAUUUUUUUUACUUUACUUUAGAAUUAUAA
Molecule: messenger RNA, 297 nt
Organism: Pieris macdunnoughi
Lineage: Eukaryota; Metazoa; Arthropoda; Insecta; Lepidoptera; Pieridae
Source: the annotation of a GenBank genome assembly